Molecule: messenger RNA, 2354 nt
Organism: Diachasmimorpha longicaudata
Lineage: Eukaryota; Metazoa; Arthropoda; Insecta; Hymenoptera; Braconidae
Exons: 3
Coding region: 627-959 (110 amino acids)
Source: RefSeq, a predicted model, not a curated record
CAUUAUCCUCAUCCGUACAGCAUAAACUCCAACGUCUUCUUUGUCCGUUCACUCAUUCCUUCAAAAUUUAUUUAUGUAUUUUCUUUCCCAUCUCCAGUACCAACUUUAAUUGACUUCUUGGGAGUAUAUUUCCGUGGAAUUAGUUUGAUGUGCUCCGGAUAAUUUUCAAAGUUUACCGGUUUUCCUAUGUUUACAUAUAAUUCUUUCUUUGUUGAUUGAAUUUGUAAACAAACUUAUUAUAAUAAACUAUUAUAUGCGUGAUUAUCUUAAAUUCAAAAUGUAAUAUUGAAAUUUUUAAACGAAAAAUUAAAUAAUUUGAAAAGGGGCACAAUGGCCCAGAUUUUUCGUUCUUAAAAAUAUUCUCAUGCUGAUUGCAGGCUGAUUGGGAAAUAUGAUGACGUGAAACUAGCAGCAGGUAUUGACACCUGAUUCUAAGGUUAUAGAGUGAUCGACGCCAAUCACGUGAGGGGUGGAUAAAGCGAACGAUCGAGCGAGAAGAGUACAAUAUUCGAGCUUCAUUUGUGUAAUUGUGAGCAUAAGCUUCAAUUGCAUUAUUUCAAUUGCUAAUCUACUAUUUUCUACUCCCUCAUAAUCUCACUCCUCCUUCUGAAAAUUUCACGACCAGAAUGUCUCGAAACCUAAAUAUUUCAUUCUCUAUAAAUUUGAAAAACAAACACUUAAAUACUGAUGAAGGGGUAGCAUAUCACUCCACGUGUACAAUCGCGAAAAGCUUCAUGAUGGGGUGGGGUGGUGGGUGGACUAAGGGUGAAGGGGUGGGAGGUGGUGAGGAGGUAAUGAAACGCGUGCAGUUGUACAGAAGGUGUAUAGACCCAGUGUUUUGUAUCCUCUUUAAACAUUCAGGAGGGUGUACGUGUUACCAAUGUGAGUGGAGGGUAAAGGCACGUUUUCUAGAGUCGCCACUUCGAAUAACGAAUUUGAUCAUCGAGAGUAGAGUUUAAUAUAUUGUGUGGUGUGGAACAAAAGAUAAACGAUUUUUAGAUUUUCUGAAAAUCUGGGAAGCUCGCGUAUUACAAGAAUGACCACGAAAAAAGCCCCGAGGCAGUUGGGUAUGAGUGGAAUAAGUCGACACGCAGUGGUUUUGUAAAAACAAAACAUCAAAUGUAUAGAAGAAAAAGCAGAGACCAUCGCGCUGUCCCCAGCGUUAUUGUUUUGUUUUUCGGGGGGCUGACCGACGCCAUAACGUGUACCAGUGACGAUGUAUGAUUUUCUCGAUGAAAUUUAAUGCUCAAACAAUCACUUGACAUACAGCCAACGAAUAUACCCCCGAAACAACAACUGAAGUCUAUGAUGAACGCAAAUAUAUAAAAUAUUUUUUUUUCGGAAAAUCGGGGGAAUGAGGGAACCGUGUUAGACAGUGUUACCUUGUUUCAAAAGAAAUCCAGUGAAAUUUUGCAAAAAAAAGUGAAAAGUGUUUAACAAUGUCCAAAUCGUUUGGUUAUUUUUUCUCCAAUAAAAUAUUUUCCAAUUUAAUAAUCAAAUACCACAGAUCCCCUUUCUGUCCAAUUGGACCAGAAGUUUCUUAGAAAACUUUUCAUUUCACUUAAAUGAGGGCGACACCGCGGUCGUAAGACAUCAGUGAUGGUGUGCUAAGCGAAUGCACUCCUUGGCACACAAUGCAAAACCUACAUUAAUCUGUUGUUACUGGUGAGUGAAUACAAUUGAGUGGGCCAAAUUCAUUAUUAAUACAUCAACUGGAAUAAACUGCCUCCAUGCUCAGCUUCUAUACGCAAUGCAAUGAAGUUUUCUGUGAUGACGGAGAACUUAGACUGUUGAAUUCAUUUUGGUGAUAUCUCCAUGAUUCGUGACCUCCUGUGCCAUCAUGAAACGUUUAUCACAGGAAAACAGAUUGACCGAUGGCCAACGCACUCCAGACAUUCAAACAGACAAGAGUAAACCAGUUGACGUGAGUAAGAGUUAAGAUUGCAUUUGAAAUAUGCCUAAACAGCACUUCCAACACUUCUAAUCACGCAGGUGUAGAUAUAUUGAUUGAAGUAGUGUGGGGGGUAACCGGGUCCGAAGCAACAAGUGGUACGACCAAAUUAAACGACUCGAUAUAGUACCAUCCUUAUGUGCAGGGGUUUUCCAUUACUGGAUUUACGCACUAGCUUUACUCUACACAUGUUUAUGGACGUUACGCAAAAAUUCUCUAAACUAGAAUGUCCUCGGGGCAAGAGUUUUCCUAUAAAGUAGAUUUAUGCAAUCCUCCUUUCGACAACACUGAAAUUAUGAAAAAACAAACGACAGGGGAAUUGGGCAGAUCUUCUUUACAGAAAUUGAAGCUCUUCCUCCCCUAAUCCAUCAAAUAUUGAUACAGUUUUCAAGUGUUCUCCUGC